This is a messenger RNA of Toxotes jaculatrix (banded archerfish), 2151 nucleotides long. RefSeq names its product interferon-induced protein with tetratricopeptide repeats 1-like. The coding region runs from base 146 to 1465 and encodes 439 amino acids. Gene Ontology annotation, cellular component: cytosol. Gene Ontology annotation, biological process: defense response to virus. Gene Ontology annotation, molecular function: protein binding. The record is from RefSeq and is a predicted model, not a curated record. The transcript is spliced from 2 exons. Lineage: Eukaryota; Metazoa; Chordata; Actinopteri; Toxotidae.
AGCUGGACACUAUCGCAUCACAUCGCUGACAGAGAAGCGGGGCGUGGAACAGUUUAUGUCAGCGAAUCUAGAUCAGCCGUAAGCUCAAAAACCAGUCGAACUAACAGGGAUUUUAAUCACCACAGAGACGAGAACACAGCUGAAGAUGAGUGCUGCUCAGAGUGAAACAACCCUGAAGGCCAAACUGAAGGCCCUGGAGUGUCACUUCAACUGGGAUCUGGACACCAACAGGUCCAAACUUUUACGUCUCAGAGACGUGCUGGUCGACAUCGGUACUGAGGAGGGCAACAGUUGGCUGGGUCACAUUUACAACCUGCAGGGAUACAUUCACUACCAGCUGGGGUCCACUGAUGACGCCAGGAGUUUCUUCAGCAGAGCUGCCGAGGCCUUCCGCCAGACCAGAAAAACAGGGUCAGAUGAGGGUCCCUGGCUGAUGGUGAACUACGGGAACCAGGCUUGGCUGCACUACCAUCAGGGGGAAGAAGCAGAGAGUCAGGACUGCCUGUCAAAGGUCGAUGCCCUGAUGAAUGAAUACCCGUCUCCAUCGCAGGAUGAGCUCCAUCCAGAGAUCUACGCUGAAAAAGCCUGGACUCUGAUGAAGUUCAGCAAAGAUAAAAAGCUGCUGGCUGCAGAUUACUUCCAGAGAGCCAUCAGGAUGCAGCCAGACAUGGUGGAGUGGCAGACCAGCCAUGUGGUAGGGUUAGCGAAUGCUUUUAAGCACAGUGACACAGGCCUAGGGGCUGACGUCUUGGAGAAAAUGAGAAAAGCCAAAGAACAGGAUCCUGAGAACCUGUACCUUGCUGCUUGCUACCUUAUGCAACUUGCAAAGAAAGGAGAAGAAACUGAAGAUGAAGCACGUGAGUUAGCCAGAAAGAUUUUGAGAAAUCCUGUCAGCAGUUACAGCGGAUUCAAAGCAAUUCUAAGGGUUUACAGAACCUAUGGCUCCAUUGAUGAGGCCAUUGAAUUGGCAGAGGAGGCUCUGGAAAACCAUCCAGAUGCACGUUAUCUGAAAAGAUGUGCUGCACUCUGCUACAAAUGGAAGAUCAUUUUCUCCAGGGACAGUCGUCCAAAGCAAAGCAUGAUAGACAGAGCAGUCAGUCUCUACAAGGAGGUGAUUUCUCUUUACCCUCAUUCUUCAUUUGUAAAGAGAAUAGACCUUGCUAAUAUAUACGCAAAGUCAAAUCACGGCCUGGCUAAAGCUGAGCAGAUGUACCAGGAGCUGCUGGAACGUAAACUGGAACCUGCAGAGCAACAGGUGCUUUACAACAACUAUGCAAAAUAUCUAAACUUUGAGCGACAGGAGCGCAACAAGUCAGUAGAGUAUCACAUGAAGGCGGCAGAGAUACCGGUACAAUCCUUCUUUCGAGAGAACAGCAUCACAGCUCUGGAGAAGAUUAAAAACAGAAGAAAGAACCGAAUGUGGAGAGAAAUCGAGGUGUUUCUGGCAAACCUGGAAGAACCGUAGUGUUUUUAACAGCACUGGAUCUAAAUCCCCAAAGAAAUAUAGAUAUUCCAUUACCAAAAAUAUCUGGAUAUAUGCAUUACUUUGACUUACAUACACAUUAGGUAAACUAGCAAUGGAAGGAAUGGAAGUGAGAGCAGAGGAUGUUUUUUGGUGAGGUCAGUGGAAGACAAAGGAUGCUGGAACGGAGAAAAAAAACAUUAACAACAACCUUUAACAACUGUAAAGUUGCCAACAGUAAUAAUAAACGACCCGAAUAACUUUAAUAACAGUGGCUCCUUUACUUAAGAUCCAAUCAGAUUCAUCCUGUUAAUGCCUGGACUUUUACGUAUAAUGGUGUAAUAAUGGUGCUCGCCAUAUUCCUGGUGUUUUAAUUCCUUAACACUGUAUUAGACGUUUAUAACAGAACAUAAUACACUGCAUGAAAUUUGCUUUUCUGUAAAAUUUUGUUAGUGUUUUAUUUGAUGUAUAACCUGUAUCUCAUCACUAUAGGAGAAAAACAGCUGAUUGCAUGCACAGGACAUAUGUUAAACUGUGUCUCAGUUGUACACUGCACUAACAAUAUUAAAUAUAUACUAUGUGUACUAAGAAAUCUUGCUUAAUUUUCUUCUUUUGGUCCUUAACAUUAAAUGUGGAAACUUAAAGAGGGGAGAGGAAUGAUAAAAAUGGGCUAGUAUGGAAUAUCACUG